AUGAUAAAACCUGCCAGAUCGAGAUCUUUACUCCCUAUCCGAUUGUAUUCUACUAGUAGAUUUCCAGUACCUCCUCCAAGUAGGUCUACGACGAUAAAUGGAGCCUCACAAAAGUUAGCUCAGUCAUCACUACCAACUAUCCCAUCACCACGGAUACUGAAAUCAUUCCUCGAUGAAUAUGUCAUUGGGCAAGAUGUGAGUAAGAAAGUUUUGAGUGUGUCUGUUUAUAAUCAUUACCUGAGGAUAUACGAUAGGAUCAAGAAGCAAAAGAUGAAGGAAAAUCAAUUACAAUUCCUAGAGGCUAAUGUAUCUGAUCAAAAAGAAGAAGCAACUUACGUUCCUAAUAGUGAGGCCGAACAAGGUAUGGCCAAUUUGAAAAGACAAGUUGAAUCUUUAAAACCAGAAAACGAUCCUGAAUCUAAUGGGAUUGAUGAUUUAGAAUUAAGCAAAAGUAAUGUUAUGGUAAUUGGUCCAUCUGGGUCUGGUAAAACUUUGUUAGCUACAACUUUGGCUCGUGUGCUUGAUGUUCCUAUUGCUAUAUCCGAUUGUACUCAAUUAACUCAAGCAGGGUAUAUUGGUGAGGAUGUUGAAGUUUGCAUAGAGAGAUUACUAGUGAAUGCUGAUUUUGAUGUUGCUAAAGCAGAAAGAGGUAUUAUUGUAUUGGAUGAAAUAGAUAAACUGGCUAAACCUUCUGCAAGUAUUGGUACUAAGGAUGUUUCUGGUGAAGGUGUUCAACAGUCAUUAUUAAAGAUCAUUGAAGGUCAUCGUGUACAGAUUAGUGUUAAAAGACCUGUCAAAAAUAAGUCGCCGGAUACAGAUAAAGAAGGUAAUAAAUCGGUGGUUAAGAAAGAGGAAACAUUUACAAUUGAUACCUCGAACAUUUUGUUUAUGAUUAUGGGUGCAUUUGUUGGGUUAGAUAAACACGUUGCCAAUAGAAUUAAAAAAUUAAAACAGUUGAAUGAACCAGAAAAGGAGACUGAAGAAGAUGAAAAGGAUGACUACACUAAUAUCAGUAAUAAAUUAGAAGAGAUUGAGUUGGAAAAUGGUGAAAAGGUUCCCGCAUUGAAUUUAGCAACACCUAUCGAUUUAGUUACAUUUGGUUUGAUUCCUGAACUUAUAGGUAGAGUCCCCAUCAUUACAGCUUUACAACCACUCCAACAUGAAGAUUUGUACCAUAUUUUGAAAGAACCAAAGAAUGCAUUGUUGGAUCAAUAUGAGUAUAUCUUUAAACAAUUUGGUGUAAGAUUAUGUAUUACUGAUAAGGCUUUGAAAAAAGUCUCCCAAUUUGCAUUGAACGAAGGUACAGGUGCUAGAGGUCUAAGAGGAAUUAUGGAGAGACUAUUGUUAAAUAUAAACUACGAAUGUCCGGAGUCAGGCACUCAAUAUGUCUUGAUCAACGAAAAGACGGUCAACUCCUUACAACAAACAAAAUAUUCCCUUGCAUCAAAUGUUCAAUCUAAAUAUUACUCCAGAGGUCAAAUAUUUGAUUUAAUAAAUGACGUAUCGAAGGAAGAUCCGGAGCUUGCAAAGAAACUUGAUAUAGAAGUAAAUGGCGUUAAGAACUUAGAUUACCAAGAAAGCAAGAUCAAGGAAGCUAAACUAUAG
Maudiozyma barnettii is the source of this 1605-nucleotide messenger RNA. It is a transcript of the gene MCX1, whose product is annotated as Mcx1p. The transcript has a single exon. NCBI's taxonomy places the organism in Eukaryota, Fungi, Ascomycota, Saccharomycetes, Saccharomycetales, Saccharomycetaceae. Gene Ontology annotation, cellular component: mitochondrial matrix. The record is from RefSeq and is a predicted model, not a curated record. Gene Ontology annotation, molecular function: ATP hydrolysis activity; ATP binding. Gene Ontology annotation, biological process: proteolysis; protein catabolic process. The coding region runs from base 1 to 1605 and encodes 534 amino acids.